Molecule: messenger RNA, 679 nt
Organism: Paralichthys olivaceus (Japanese flounder)
Lineage: Eukaryota; Metazoa; Chordata; Actinopteri; Pleuronectiformes; Paralichthyidae
Source: RefSeq, a predicted model, not a curated record
GGACCCGCCCUAGCUGGCAUCAAACCUGUGAACUCUCCAGAUCAGAUCCAGACUCAGAACCUCCAGGAUCCAGACUCAGGAUCCAGACUCAGACCCAGGACCCAGCACCAUGGCGGGCAUCGCCUCCACACUGCAGAAGCGCCGGGACCAUGACCGGGGCAUCGGGACCCACAGCCAGGCGCUGAGGUACCUGAACCAGGACUACGAGUCUCUGCGGCAGCAGUGCUUCGAGUCCGGACACUUGUUCCAGGACGAGUCGUUCCCGGCUCUGCCCUCCUCCCUGGGCUUCAAGGAACUGGGCGCUGGAUCCUACAAGACCCGGGGGGUGACCUGGAAGAGACCGACGGAGCUGACCUCUGACCCCGAGUUCAUCGUGUCUGGAGCGUCCAGGACCGACAUCUGUCAGGGAGCUCUGGGUGACUGCUGGCUGCUCGCCGCCAUCGCCUCUCUGACUCUGAACGAGGAAGUUCUGGCUCGAGUAGUUCCACACGGACAGAGCUUCCAAGAGGGAGAGUAUGCUGGAAUCUUCCACUUCCAGUUCUGGCAGUUCGGGGAGUGGGUGGACGUGGUGAUUGACGACCGUCUGCCCGUCAAAGACGACGAGCUGAUGUUCGUCCACUCGGCGGAGGGGAGGGAGUUCUGGAGCGCUCUGCUGGAGAAGGCCUACGCCAAGUAAGUA